Messenger RNA from Gadus morhua (Atlantic cod), 761 nucleotides. Its product is annotated as ubiquitin carboxyl-terminal hydrolase 37-like. The record is from RefSeq and is a predicted model, not a curated record. The transcript is spliced from 6 exons. Gene Ontology annotation, molecular function: cysteine-type deubiquitinase activity. Gene Ontology annotation, biological process: protein deubiquitination. The coding region runs from base 191 to 535 and encodes 114 amino acids. Lineage: Eukaryota; Metazoa; Chordata; Actinopteri; Gadiformes; Gadidae.
ACUCCUUCACGUGAAGCGCUUCCACCACGACGGGGCACGGUUGAGGAAGGUGACCGAUGCUGUCAGCGUUCCUCCAUGGCUGUCUCUGGCCUCCCUCGUUGGAGAGCAGGGUGCUGCAGCUGGGAUAGACCCACUGAGAUCAAGUUAUGGAGAGGGGGACAUCGCAUCUGGAGCAAAACCAAGUGCAAACAUGGCAGCAGUGGAUCAUCUUGACAGUGCAGGAGACAGGGACAGAGGUCUUCAGGAAGUUCAUGGGAAGGAUCACAGCAACCAGAGCACCUACCGUCUGUCGGGGAUGGUCUCUCACCUCGGGGAGAGCAUCAACACCGGCCACUACGUCAGUGACGUAGCUCGAGAGGACGGCGCCGGAUGGUUGACCCUCAACGACGCCCGUGUGACGCCCGCGGAGACGCCGGUCCUGAGGACCAGAGAGAAGACCGCCUGCAUGUUGUUUUACGUCCUAAGUGGAGCAGAAGAGGGAAGCCAUGUCCCACUGGCUCAGAACCAGGAGCCAUCUGGAGCUGAGAGGGACUGACACCUGUGAGGCCCAGGAGAGCGCUUGAUUGGUGGUGCCUCUACAGCCCGCUCUGGGGGCCACACCCUGCAGCCCCCCUCUACAGCUGAGGCCCACCUUUAAACGCCCCCCUAGGGGCCACACCCUGCAGCCCCCCUCUACAGCUGAGGCCCACCUUUAAACGCCCCCCUAGGGGCCACACCCUGAAGCCCCCCUCUACAUCCUCCUCUGGGGGCCACACCCUGAA